CCUCUCCAGCUCCAGCACCAUAGCCAUCAUGAAUGACACGGUAACCAUCCGGACCAGGAAGUUCAUGACAAACCAUCUGCUGCAGAGGAAACAGAUGGUCAUUGUCCUUCACCCUGGGAAGGCAACAGUACCAAAGACAGAAAUUUGGGAGAAGCUGGCCAAAAUGUACAAAACUACCCCAGACGUCAUCUUUGUAUUUGGAUUCAGAAUUCACUUCGGUGGUGGCAAGAUGACUGGCUUUGGCAUGAUCUAUGAUUCUUUAGAUUAUGCAAAGAGGAAUGAGCCAAAACACAGACUUGCCAGACAUGGCCUUUAUGAGAAGAAAAAGACCUCCCAAAAACAGCGGAAGAAACGCAAGAACAGAAUGAAGAAGGUCAGGGGCACUGCGAAGGCCAAUGUUGGUGCUGGCAAAAAGCCAAAGGAGUAGAACUGCGGUGACCUGAUGUUGUGCUAUGAUGUGCAGAUUUCUAAAAGGACAAAUAAACUAAAAAGCUUCUAAAAAUAAAA
Molecule: messenger RNA, 507 nt
Organism: Apodemus sylvaticus (European woodmouse)
Lineage: Eukaryota; Metazoa; Chordata; Mammalia; Rodentia; Muridae
Product: 40S ribosomal protein S24-like
Exons: 1
Coding region: 29-427 (132 amino acids)
Biological process (GO): translation
Cellular component (GO): ribosome
Molecular function (GO): structural constituent of ribosome
Source: RefSeq, a predicted model, not a curated record